UCAAUGGGUACGGAAGCCACGGCGUCCCCCGGAAGCGCGAUUCGCAAACGCGACGGAGGCGACUUCGCCGGUGCUUGUGAGGAGCCCCGCGGUGGUGGUGGUGGUUGAGGUGGCUGGUUGGUGGUUGGUGGUGGUUGGGUUUUGGGGUGGUGGCUCUGCUAUGGAACGCGCCAUGGAGCAGCUGAACGUACAGCUCGGCCGCCUGACUCGCUCCCUGCGCCGCGCCCGCACCGUGGAGCUGCCCGAAGACAAUGAGACAGCUGUGUACACACUCAUGCCCAUGGUGAUGGCCGACCAGCACAGGUCCGUGUCGGAGCUCUUGGCCAAUUCCCAGUUUGACGUCAACUACGCAUUUGGUCGAGUCAAGCGGAGCCUCCUGCACAUAGCCGCCAACUGCGGCUCUGUCGAGUGUCUCGUGCUGCUGCUGAAGAAGGGAGCCGACCCCAACUUCCAGGAUAUCUCGGGGUGCACGCCCCUGCAUCUCGCCGCUCGCAAUGGGCAGAAGAAGUGCAUGUCGAAGCUGCUCGAGUUCAAUGCCGACGUCAACAUCUGCAACAACGAGGGCCUCACCGCAAUCCACUGGCUGGCGGUGAACGGGCGCACAGAGCUGUUGCACGACCUGGUGCAGCACGUGAGCGACGUGGACGUUGAGGAUGCACAGGGCCAGACGGCGCUGCACGUCGCCUGCCAGAACGGGCACCGCUCGACCGUUCUGUGCCUCCUGGACAGUGGCGCAGACAUCAACCGGCCCAACGUAUCGGGUGCCACGCCGCUCUACUUCGCCUGCAGCCACGGACAGAGGGACACGGCUCAAAUCCUGCUCACACGCGGGGCCCGGUUCCUGGCCGACCGGAACGGCGUCACUCCCAUCGACCUGUGUGUGCAGGGCGGCUAUGGGGAGACGUGCGAGGUUCUGCUGCUGCACCAGCCGCGCCUUUUCCAGCCACUGGUACAGAUGGCGCAAGACCCCAACGUCUCUGAGAGCAUGCUCCGCCAGGUGCUGGAGCACCUCUGCACGCACAGCGAGACGCAGCUCACCCGCACGCUCACCAGCCUUGCCGAGAUCGCCACCACCAGCGGGCACAAGCUGCUCAGCCUCUCCAGCAGCUACGAGGCCCAGAUGCACCGGCUGCUGCGCGUGGUGCGGCUGCUGUGCCACCUGUACCACGCGGGGUCGGCACGCUCGCCCAGCACCACCGGCGCCAAUGGGCGAGCGUUUCCCACCACCCGCACCCUCCGCUCCACCGUCUUCAAGAGGGGCGGUGACUCAAAAAGUGUGAAGAACAGCUGGCAAACAGCACUUGCCCUAACAGCCUAUCCACUGGAACCCCUGUGGCACUCGCUCAACGAGUGGCUCGUGCUGUUGGGGGUCGAGCUGCAGUCCACCCAGACCCUCGCGGGCCCCGGGGGGGGCGGAGGGGACCCCCCCGGCGAGGGGGUCCGGGCCGCGCUCCUCCGCAAGCACGCGGCGCAGGCCGAGGCGUCGGGGCCCGUCUCCGACCCCGGGGCCCGCGCGACCCCCUCGGAGGGGUCGGACGACGCGGGGGACGACGGCGAGAGCACCGGGCGGGGGUGCCCAGACCACCCCGCGCCGGCCGCGUCUCCCGACGACCCCCCUCCGUCUCCCGACGACCCCGGGGAGGGGACGCGGGCCCCCUCCUCGCCCCCGCCCGGCCCCCGUCCGCGCCCGGAUCCCGGGGGGGACAAGGCCGCCCCCCGCCCGGAGGCCGACCUGUCGGGCCGCCCCAGGGAGGGGGAGGUGGGGGGGCCGCUGGCGGACCCCGAGCAGGGAGAGGACGUGAUCGAGGUGACGGCCGAUCGGCUGAGCGCCGUCAUCCAGGCCUUCUACCUCGUCUGCUCCUGCACCACACCCGACGGGCUCACGUCGCCGCGCUUCAUCGAGUUUGUGUGCCGGCACGACGGCGUGCUCAAGUGCUUCGUCACGCGGAAGCCCAAGAUCAUCUUCCACCACUUCCACUUCCUGCUCGAGUGCCCCGAGCUCAUGUCGCGUUUCAUGCACAUCACCAAGUCUCAGCCCUUCAAGGAUCGCUGCGACUGGUUCUACGAGAACCUGCUGUCGGACGGACAGGACACGGCCAUGGUGCACCGUCCCGUCAGCGAGGGCGACGUCCUGCUCGUCCACAGAGACUCGGUGUUUGAGAGCAGCUGUGAGAUGGUGUCCAAGGUGAGCCAGGAGAAGCUGAAGCAGGGGAUCGCCGUGCGGUUCCACGGGGAGGAGGGCGUGGGCCAGGGAGUGGUGAGGGAGUGGUUCGACAUUCUCUCAAACGAGAUCCUCAACCCGGACUACGCUCUUUUUACGCAGUCCGCCGAUGGAACGACGUUUCAGCCGAACAGCAACUCCUCCGUGAACCCCGACCACCUGAACUACUUCCGCUUCGCGGGGCAGAUCCUGGGCCUGGCCCUGUACCACCGCCACCUCGUCAACGUCUACUUCACCCGCUCCUUCUACAAGCACAUCCUCGGCAUCCCCGUGAGCUACCGCGACGUGGCCUCCAUCGACCCCGAGUACGCCAAGAACCUGCAGUGGAUCCUGGACAACGACAUCUCGGAGCUGGGCCUGGAGCUCACCUUCCUGGUGGAGACCGACGUCUUUGGAUCCAUGGCCGAGGUGGAGCUCAAGCCCGGGGGCUCCGGCGUGGCAGUGACCCAGGAGAAUAAGGGGGAGUACGUGCAGCUGGUGACGGAGUUGCGGAUGACGCGCGCCAUCAUCCCCCAGAUCAACGCCUUCCUCGCCGGGUUCCACCGUUUCAUCCCCCCUGCCCUCGUGCAGUUGUUUGACGAAUACGAGCUGGAGCUGCUACUGUCUGGGAUGCCGGAGAUCGACGUUGAGGAUUGGGAGCGAAACACGGAGUACGGGAGCGGAUAUGAGCCCAGCGCCCCCGUGAUCCAGUGGUUCUGGGAGGUGGUGCAGGAGCUCUCGCAGGAGGAGCGAGUGCUACUGCUGCAGUUUGUCACGGGCAGCUCACGAGUCCCCCACGGGGGGUUCGGAUUCCUGACCGGGGGCUCGGGCCUGCAGCGGUUCACCAUCACGGCUGUGGCCUACACCGCCAACCUGCUGCCCACGGCCAGCACAUGUAUCAACAUGCUGAAGCUGCCCGAGUACCCAAGCCGGGAGUCCCUGCGCGAUCGACUCCUCGUGGCGCUGCACUGCGGCAGCCAAGGAUACAGCAUGGCCUGACACAGCACCUACACAGGAUGGCCGAUACGCGGCUGAGAGUCUCGCAAGCGCAGCCGCCGUUGUUGGGGGAGGAGAAGAGGGGGGGGGGAGUUUUAUAGCUCCAGCCUCGCCUAGACGGUGCCUCUAUCUCCUCCUCGUCCUCCUACUCUCGCCCGAGCGCUUCUCCGCAACGGACAUGGCCAGCGCCACGACACCGGGUUCUCUCCUUAAAACGAAUAAAACCAAUUUAACCAGUUAAGGCUUCACUGAGCUAUUCGCUUUUUUUUAUUCAGAAGCGACCUGGCUAUCGCAAAUGAUAGCG
Messenger RNA from Petromyzon marinus (sea lamprey), 3500 nucleotides. It is a transcript of the gene HACE1, whose product is annotated as HECT domain and ankyrin repeat containing E3 ubiquitin protein ligase 1. Gene Ontology annotation, biological process: ubiquitin-dependent protein catabolic process; protein polyubiquitination; membrane fusion. Lineage: Eukaryota; Metazoa; Chordata; Hyperoartia; Petromyzontiformes; Petromyzontidae. Gene Ontology annotation, molecular function: ubiquitin protein ligase activity; protein binding. The record is from RefSeq and is a predicted model, not a curated record. Gene Ontology annotation, cellular component: cytoplasm; nucleus; Golgi membrane.